CUCUAAUCGGGAAUUUCCGUCGUUUCUUUUUUUUUUUUUGAUAUGUAUUGUAGCCGAACACAACCGAUUGAUUCUGAUUGGUUCUGAUCGUGUCUUUCAUGCCCAGUUUUAAGCAGGGACUAAACGAACUAUUUAACUUUGCAGGGUCCGGUUCAUCUGAACCCGAGUUUGCUGCAGGGUUUUCUACCCGCACUUAGCAGCUGAUCGGACCAAACCGAACCGAACCAGAGGCAUGCAGUCCUGCCUGUAACCAUGGAUUAAAGCAGAUGCCCCAUCAUCUGCAGAUCGGACCUUCUCAGUCAGAGAUGACCACUUGUUGCAGAGGAGUUUGAAGAACAACCAGAGCGCUUUGCCUUCUGCUGCUGGAGCAACAUCUUCAUCAUCAUCUUAUAUCAGCUUUGGGGAGGAAGAUGUCCCCCCAGCAGCUGUGGACACUCUUCAUCAUCACCAUCAUGAUCUCGGGGUGUUUUGUCUCCUGCAGCGCAGAGAUGCCAGAUGAAGACAGCUUCAACGCUGAGGCUUGGCUUCGUCACUUUGGCUACCUGUCCCAGGCCAGCAGACAGAUGUCCACCAUGCAUUCGGCUCAGAUUUUGUCCAAAGCCAUCAGUGACAUGCAACGCUUCUACGGCCUGGAGGUGACUGGGAAAAUGGACCCUGCCACUGUCGCGGCAAUGCGGCGGCCUCGCUGUGGCCUCCCUGACAGACGACCUGAGGAGGGGGUCAGCCAGCCGAGAAGGAGGAAACGUUACGCCCUCUCAGGGAAACGAUGGGAUAAAGACCGCCUCACAUACAGUAUAUUAAACCAGCAGAUCCCGUCCUCCCUGGGCCCAGAACGGACCUAUGACGCCAUCCGCCGGGCCGUUGAUGUCUGGAAACGUGUGACGCCGCUCAGCUUCCAGGAGCUGCCAGCAGAAAGCAGCACCAACAGCAGCCGUGCGGAGCUCAGUGACAUCCUGAUCCUCUUUGCCUCUGGUUUCCAUGGUGAUAUGUCUCUGUUCGAUGGUGAGGGUGGGUCUCUGGCCCAUGCUUACUAUCCGGGUCCAGGAAUUGGUGGAGACACGCACUUUGAUGCAGAUGAGCCGUGGACACUGGACAAUGAAAAUCAAAAAGGUGUAGACCUCUUCCUGGUUGCAGUGCAUGAGCUCGGCCACGCUCUGGGUCUGGAGCAUUCAGGUGACCCUGAUGCUAUGAUGGCUCCUCUCUACCGGUGGAUGGACACUCAGAACUUCAGCCUGCAUGAGGAUGACAUCAGAGGAAUACAGAAUCUGUACGGUCCUCCGCUGGUCUCUGAUGCUCCGCCCACUUCUCCUCCCUCGUAUGAUGAUCAGCCCAACAACAGCUCCCCCACCUCCCCUGUGGUUCCUGAAGAUAAACCCAUCUCGUUGUCACCCACCCAUUCCCCUUCUGAAUCCCCCAUCCCGACUAAAGGCCACCUGGACCCCCCAGCCCAGCCAGAUCCAAGCCCCAAAUUCCCUUACGCUCCGCCCACAUCUACUCCCACCAAAUCUGGGCCCAAACCAGGACCCGAACCGGACCCUGUCACCCCACCUGACAGAAGAGAUGUUCCCCCUCAACCCAGGCCUCCCAAGGUGCCAGACAAGGAGCCACCGAAUAUCUGUGAUGGGGGCUUUGAUACGGUGACCAUGCUGCGGGGGGAGAUGUUUGUUUUUAAGGGACGCUGGUUCUGGCGGGUUCGGAGGAACCGGGUCAUAGAUAACUACCCCAUGCCGAUAUCCGUCUUCUGGAACGGUCUCCCUGACAACAUCGACGCAGCCUAUGAGCGACACGAUGGAAAAUUUGUCUUCUUUAAAGAUGAUAGAUAUUGGCUGUUUAGGGAGGCCGACGUGCUGCCUGGGUAUCCGCAGCCCCUCUAUCAGUAUGGGCGAGGAAUUCCCACACACAAGAUUGACACAGCUAUUUGGUGGGAGCCUAAUGAGUACACAUACUUCUUCAGUGGAGACAGGUACUGGCGUUACAAUGAGGAGACGCGGACUGCAGACCGCGACUUUCCCAAACCAAUCAGCAGAUGGGGCAGGAUCCCUCCCUCUCCCAGGGGAGCCUUCCUUAGUGAUGAUGGAGCCUACACCUAUUUCUACAAAGGCUCCAAUUACUGGAGAUUUGACAACCACAGAUCAGAGGCAGACAAAGGCUACCCCCGCUCCAUCCUGAAGGAUUUCAUGGGCUGUGUUGGAGUCCCUGAUCCAAAGCCAGACCCAGAUCCAAAGCCGGACCCAGAUCCAAAGCUUGAGGAGAAACCGGUCCAUCCAACACACCCAGGAAAAGGUGAUCCCACAAACCCAGACAGCGACCAGGAUGUGGUGACCAGACCUGACAGCACAGAUGAAGACAAGGACAAAGAGGUGAACGUGGUCGUCACCGUGGCCGACAACGAAUCGAAGGUCAUGACUCUGAUCAUGGUCACUGUGCCUUUAGUGCUCAUCUUGUGCAUCCUCGUCCUGAUCUACGCCAUCCUCAGAACUCUGCAGAACAAGGAAACCCCAAGAGCCUUGGUGCACUGCAAACGUUCACUGCAGGACUGGGUGUGACCAGUGAGAAACGCUGGACAGGUGUUUGUCAUCUAUACAGUGCGGUCGCUGGUAUUGAGUUUAAUUGAAUGUGUGGGGAACAGAGGUCUCAGAGUAGAAUUACCUCAGCGUUUUGGCUCCUCUUAUUCCUGCAGAAAAGUAGUGAGGUCAGUGCCUGUGGAGCUACAGUUUCCUCACUCUGGCCUUGAUCGUAGCUCUGCCAGAGUCCUGUUCUCUCUGCCUUUUAAAUAGCCUGCAAUAAGGCCUGUGUUCCUUAGAAAUGUAUCACUGCGUAAAAUAUCUUUAGCCAAGUUGUCUGGGCAGUAGAAAGAGCAGCAUGCUUUCCAAUAACUGUUUCUGCUAUUUCUUAUUGUCUGAGGGAUCCAGCUGGAGAACAAAUGCAGAAAAGUCACUAGAGCACAUAAAUUACACAGAACACACAUAAAAACUGACAAAUAUGCUUCAGUUAUUACUGAGACCUGUAAAAAAAUAUUCACCUUCCUUUAGCUUUAUCAUGAGUCACAACCAAAAGCUUAUAGGUUUAUGUUAUUUGGAUCUUUUAAGAUGAACUUAACAAAGCAGUGUAGAACAGAAGAGAAUGGGAUCCAUACCUGGAUGAAGUUUUUGUUGUUUUUUUUUUUUCCUACAAUGUCUUCCUUGAUUUAUCUCCAUCCUGCUUUCACAUGAGGAUUCUGGGCUCAGGAUGUUAUUUAAAUCCAUAUAUAAACGUGUCCGAUCAAAGCUACCUGUACUUUUGUCCUAUUUGGCUUGUAGCAAACUGCUAGAAGGACAUCUUCCACCUUUCUCCCUGCUCCUCUUCUGAAAUGACCAGAUUUAUGGGGUUCACCAC
Molecule: messenger RNA, 3375 nt
Organism: Cyprinodon variegatus (sheepshead minnow)
Lineage: Eukaryota; Metazoa; Chordata; Actinopteri; Cyprinodontiformes; Cyprinodontidae
Gene: mmp15a
Product: matrix metalloproteinase-14-like
Exons: 10
Coding region: 411-2546 (711 amino acids)
Biological process (GO): proteolysis; collagen catabolic process; extracellular matrix organization
Cellular component (GO): extracellular matrix
Molecular function (GO): zinc ion binding; metalloendopeptidase activity
Source: RefSeq, a predicted model, not a curated record